CAUGGAUCGGUCCAUGGUCAGGCACCUGUUGAACCUUUCACUGCAAACCCCGUUCAUAUUCAGUAUCCACAGCAUUACUCCUCCCCUGUUAUCCAAACCCAUCAUUACAGUACCCCGUCCUCCAUCUUUACACCUGGAAGAUCCUUGGGUAGCGAUUCGUAUCUCGUCGGUGAUCCUGGCCUGUCUGCAUUUACACAGCCCGAGCCCAAUUUGGGAAUUUUGCCCGUUGAUGAGGUAAAGGGGCCGGAUUCAUAAAGUUGUUAUUAAACAUUGGUUAAGAUUCAUAUUCAAUAAAAGAGACGUCAUGGAUUAAAUGUGCUUUUAACAACAAGCAUGUUUAUAAUAGAAGAGUUAUUCAGCGUCCAUGGGCAGCGAAAGUGUGAGAACUCGACGUGGUAUCCUAAUACACUCGUAGUAAUAAAGGUUUAAGCACUUAUUUUACUUGUCAUUAGUCAAGAACAGGUUAUGUGAGAUUAUCAAUAGACAAACAGGAUUAUUAUAAUAAAUGACACUAAAAAGUGGCUCCAGAGAGGUGGGAUUGAUCGGUAUGUUUUACUUUAGUAAAAGAAUCCCAUACAGUCCAGUACAGUCUCUCUUAACCCUUUAAGCCCCAGUAUCCACAUACAAAUUCUCCAUACUGAUCUCCAUACAUUUCCUUAAAGAAUCAGUUGAGAAAAUUUGAUAAAAGAUCAAAGCAUUUUAACCAGGGUGAUCUUUUUAAUAGUUCUCAUAACCUUUUCCCUUGAUUAUGCACUGAUAUUGUUAAGAGAAAAUUGAUGUUGGUCACUCUUGGGACAGCACAGGAAGACCAACACUUCUCUAUCAUUGAUCCCCCUUUUGCCGUUUUUUAGUCAUAACUAAACUCGUGCUAAGACAGACAGUUAGAGCCAAUCCCGAUGGUGGUUGUUGUCUUAGGGAGGGUUGACUGUAGACAGAAACGUCGUUGUGAACAGUAAAGUAUAUCAAACAAGUCAGCUGGCUAUUCCCCAAAUCAUCCACUCUGCUGAGUGUUCUUUACACUGCCGUGAAGUCAAAUGAUAAAUUGCUAGUAGAUCACAGGUUUAAUUUGCUUCUUGUACUGAUAUUCUAUUGUCCGCUUUUCACAAGUUAGUAAACACUUUCUUAUUACUCGAUUAUAUUAUCAGCUCUUCCUCACUGACUUGUUCUCCUCCUUCAUAUGCACAGAUUCUGGCAGAGUUGCAGUGGAACACUCGCCCCAGUACUCAGGACGUGCUGUUGCAGGAUCCUGGAGCCGUUGAAUCAGUUCCAGUCCCUCUCGAUCCUGCUGGUAAGGUUUCCAGUUACCUUUUUUUACCCAUGGUACGACUAAAACAACAUAAUUUGAUUGGUUUGUAACACUGUGACUUAAGCAGCAAUGUGAGAAUACAGGAAACUUCACAUAAUUCCUCUUUCAGUUAUGGUGUAAUCGUGACUAAUAUAGAAAACAGAAACAAACAGGUGCCGCUUUUUCAAUAAAAAGAUAAGUGCUGUUCAUCAGAUAAAUCAGUACUCAGUGGGUAGGGAUUAGGAAGCGGUUAUUUCUAAUGGUUUUUUAUUUAUCCGCUGGUUAGUUCUAUUUUUCCUGUUGAACAACUGGAGACCUCUUGCAAGGUACCUUUCUCUUUCAGUUUAUCUUUUAUAAUUUCCAAAGUGAACACUGCUUUAAUCUCUUUUAAAGUUUGUACAAUAACUUCCAAAAGUCAUCAAAGGCGAAGUUAACUUGAAUGCAACAAGUCUAAAAUCAGUAGCUUUCACUGUCACAUCAUUUUACUCGUGGGGGAUCUUAAUUAAUUUGUAUUUUUAUUUCUCUUCAUCCGGUCGUGUGUCAGUGGGUACUCCAGUUAGUACGGCACAUGAUUUCAACCACGGCCUGGCACCCUCCAUUGAAGACCCCCGUCUUCAAGGAAUGCCGGACCCUUCACUGUAUGGAUUGCAGAUCCAGAGUACAAUUGCAGGUGACCCGCACUGUUUCAGUGGAUCAACCAGUUCUACAUUUCCUCUUCUGCUAGGAAGCCCAGGAGAUCUCUCCUCGCAUGGAAUGAUGGGACAGCCUAUGCAUGGAUUACAAGCGCAGAGUACAAUUCCAGGUGUAACGCAAUCCAGUGGUUCUGGCAUAUCCAUAGUCACCCACCCACCGCCAGGAAUCCCGGGAUAUGUUUCCCUCCAUGGAAUGCAAAGUUCUCCACUAACCAGCAUGCAGAGUGGCAGUCCAGUUAAGGGUGAACACACACAAAAUACGGACAGUCUUUCCAACGAAUCUGGCACAAGUUCAUAA
Porites evermanni is the source of this 2275-nucleotide messenger RNA. The record is from the annotation of a GenBank genome assembly. Lineage: Eukaryota; Metazoa; Cnidaria; Anthozoa; Scleractinia; Poritidae.